AUGGCUACUGAGAUGCGCGAUUUAAAGAGGCAGGAGCGGCAGCUGUUGGCUACUUUUGAUGGCGCAAAGAAAUUUCUGCAAAAAUACAAGGCAGAGAAACAUUCCGGGCAAAUUGAAAAUCGUUUGGAGCUUCUUGAGGCUGCAAUGAAGAAGUUUUACAUCGUUCGGAGGAAAAUUGAGUUACUGGCCGAGGAAACAGAUGAAAAAGAGGCGACGGAUUCCAAGGAAUCGACAGCAGAACGUGCUGCUCGAUUAGAGGCGAAGGCGGAGGAGCGUGAUGCAGGCAAUGUCGAAAUCAUACAAUCAACAGAAGACUUCUAUUGUGAUCUUAGGUCAUCGUUGCAAGCUUUGCUUCCCAAACCAGUUGACCAGUCGUUACCUACGCCAGCACCGUCUUCAUUAUUGACUUCUUCUGAUAAAAUGUCCAGAGUCAAGCUUCCCGAAAUACGUUUGCCUAGCUUCGGCGGCAGAACUAACGAUUGGGUUACAUUUCGUGACAUGUUUCAAAGCCUGAUUCACAAAAAUGAUCAACUCAGUGCAAUUGAUAAGUUUUCGUAUUUACGUUCCUCCCUGGCAGGAGAAGCACGGCAGGAGAUUGAGUCUAUAGAGAUGUCGGUAGUAAAUUACCCAAUUGCUUGGGAUUUGCUGAAAAAGCGCUACGAGAAUCGAAAGUUGAUCGUGAAGGCUCAUCUUGAUGCGUUGUUUGCUGUUGAACCGAUGAAACGGGAAAGUUAUGAUGCUUUAAAUCAUGUCAUCAGCGAGUAUGACAAAAACCUACAAAUGCUUGAAAAGGUUGGAGAAGAUUGCUCGCAAUGGAGCACAAUUCUAGUGCAUAUGAUGUGCUCUAAACUGGAUCAGGUUACGCUGCGAUACUGGGAAUCGCACCAUAGUUCUAAGGAAGUGCCACAAUACAGUGAACUUGUUGCUUUCCUUCGGAAUCACUGCGUUGUUCUUCAAUCGAUCGUGCCAUCUAAGCCAGUUACCAGUGAAGUGAGAAAACCUAAAUUUGCUGUGGUUCAUGCUUCCAUCCAGUCGGCCAAACGAUGUCCGUUUUGCGGAGAGAGUCCGCAUUCCGCGUUCAGAUGCCAGAAAUUUAUGAAAUUGAAAGUGAAUGAGCGUUAUGAGAAGGUGAAGCGCAAUGGGUUGUGUCUAAACUGCUUUUCGUCCACACAUCUUGUUCGGGAUUGUACACAUGGCGCGUGCCAUCAUUGUCAUCAAAAACACCACUCCCUGCUACAUCUUGGAUCAUCGAACAGUGAAAAAUUUGUCGCACCAGCAUCGCAGAAAGAUUCCUCCGUCCCACGUGUACAGAACGGACCCCAAGGAAUGAACACACCACACACACAUCCACAAGCCCAGAACCAAACCAUACCUCCCCAGCACACAAGCCAAUCUACGAGCUCAUACCCUAUCGCAAAUACAAAUUCGCAUUCGCAAACACACCCACCAACCACCACAGAUCCAAUUCCCAAUUCCAAUUGCCUUUCUACAAAUAUCUAUGCCCCAACCCGACAAGUUUUGUUAUCAACCGCCUUGGUACGAGUAUCGGAUAUGCACGGAAAUGUUCAGUUAGCUAGAGCACUAUUGGACUCUUGCUCAGAGUAUUGCUUCAUCACUACGAAACUUGCUCAAAAACUCAAGUUAGUAGAAGGUGCUAGUUACCUGUCCGUGGCAGGUAUUGGCGGUUCCGUAGUUCAGUCUACAAAGAAGGUCGAAGCAACAAUUGCGCCUCGAUCUUUAUCGAUUCCAUCAUACAUCGAAACUAUUCAACUGCACGUAUUGCCGAAGCUUACUUCCAAACUACCGCUACAGGCAGUAAACGUGCAGAAACUGUCCCUCCCAAACACCAUAACACUGGCUGAUCCUGACUUUCAUAAGCCCGGCUCAAUCGAUAUGAUUAUUGGGGCGGAAUAUUACUACGAUUUGCUGUUAAAUGAACGUAUGAAGCUUACAGAUGAGGGACCCACUCUGCAGAAGACCGUAUUUGGAUGGGUUGUAUCAGGACGUCUUCCUGGCAGCGUUAUGGAAGUUCGUAGAACUGUAACUCACUCAUGUUCGACCCUCGCUCUUCGUGAAAUGUUAGCUAAGUUCUGGGAGUUGGAAACUUGUACCAUUAAGAGCACGCAUUCUGUGGAAGAAACGGCGUGUGAAGAGCUGUUUGAAUAUACAACGGUACGUGAUGAAGAAGGAACAUUCGUUGUGACACUGCCGAAAAAGGACUAUGUUAUAAGUCAGUUAGGGGACUCGAAGGCAAUUGCACUCAAAAGAUUCUACGGGUUAGAAAGACGUUUUGCAACGAACGAGGAGCUGAAAACCUUAUAUAGCGAAUUCAUUCGAGAAUAUAUAUCGAUGGGUCACAUGCGUGAGAUUCACGAGGACACUAGCGAAACUACGUCAUAUUACAUGCCUCAUCAUGCCGUUUUGAAACCCGACAGCACCACGACAAAACUGCGGGUUGUAUUCGACGCUUCUAGUCGUACGUCUACUGGAGUCUCUUUGAAUGAAGGUCUAAUGGUGGGACCCGUCGUUCAGGACGACUUACUAUCAAUCAUUCUACGAUUUCGCUUUCGACAAUUCGUAUUAGUAGCGGAUGUGGCCAAGAUGUACCGUAUGGUAAAGGUGGUUGAUACCGAUCAGCCGCUUCAGCGCAUUCUGUGGAGGGAAACUCCUACUGAACCCAUUAAAUCGUUCCAAUUGACCACUGUCACCUAUGGGACAGCGUCAGCGCCGUACCUGGCAACCAAAUGUCUUCAGAAGUUAGCGUGCGAAGGAGAGUCUACACACGCAGCUGCAGCAAGGGUAAUCAAGAAAGACUUUUACGUCGAUGAUAUGCUGACCGGCACAGAUAGUUUGGAAGAAGGAAAAAUGCUUGCGGCAGAGGUCAUCGAGCUCAUGAGUUCGGCAGGAUUUAUGCUGCGAAAGUGGAACUCGAAUAGCGCAGAACUUUUAUCGACCGUUCCUCAGGAGCUUAGGGAUACUCGAGCUUCCCUAGAGCUCGAUUCGUCAUCGUCUUCAGUUAAAACAUUGGGGCUGAUUUGGGAGCCAGCCUCUGACAGCUUUCGAUUCACUGUACCGUCUUGGAAUACUGGAGGAACAAUCACCAAGCGAGUAGUACUUUCGGACACAGCUCGGCUUUUUGACCCCCUUGGGUUAAUUGGUCCCGUGGUAGUCCUAGCUAAAAUUUUCAUGCAGGACUUGUGGAAGCAGAAGAACGAUUGGGAUGAAGUUCUGCCAGACAAAUUCCAAUCCUUCUGGACCGAAUAUCGUAGAAACAUUUCGGCAUUAGAGUCGCUGUCCGUUCCAAGAUGGACGAAUUUCAGCAACAACUUGAAAGCCGUAGAGCUCCACGGCUUCUGCGACGCUUCGGAAGCAGCAUAUGGUGCAUGCUUAUAUCUGCGGUGUGAAUUGGAUGACGGCUCAGUCACAGUCCGCCUGAUAACAUCCAAAUCUCGCGUCGCCCCAUUAGAAGAUCUCUCUCGCAAGAAGAAGAAGUUGUCUAUACCUCGUUUAGAACUCUCGUCCGCAUUGUUACUUAGUCAUCUGUAUGACAAGCUCUGCAGUAGCAUAGAACUCUCCGCCAAGGCAUAUUUUUGGACCGACUCUACAAUAGUCAAGUGUUGGUUAUCCUCUCUGCCAUCCCGAUGGCAAGCAUUUGUUGCACAUCGUGUAUCGGAGAUUCAGCAUCUCACCAAAAAUGGAGUAUGGAGUCAUGUAGCCGGCGUUGAAAACCCGGCAGACAUCAUUUCGCGGGGAAUGACACCCGUACAGUUACAAUAUCAAACCUUAUGGUUCAACGGUCCGUUAUGGCUGCGUCAAGACCGUUCGACAUGGCCAAAUCUAUCGGAAGAACAACCAGUUCUCGACAAAUCUCUGUUAGAAGAAAGAGCAUCAACAUCGCUUCCUGUUCGAGGUAUGGCAACCAGCGAAAUCUUCGCUUUACGUUCCUCGCUUCCGGACCUCGUUCGACUAGUUGGGUGGAUUCGGCGUUUUAGAUACAAUUCCACAAAUCGCGCAAACAGACGCAUUGGUAAUCUGUCCUGCGCUGAGUACAAUGAAGCGGAAGUUGCUCUAGUAUGUUUAGUUCAACGCGAAAGCUUUCAAGAAGAAAUUUCGGCCCUUUCGAAGGGACAAACGCUAAAAUCAUCGUCCAUUAUUUUAUCGACUAAUCCUCGCCUGAGGGAUGGUGUACUUCGUGUUGGCGGCCGGCUAACGCACGCACCCGUUCCAGAAACUCGUAAACAUCCCAUAAUUCUGCACCACCAACAUCCAUUUACAAGGCUGGUGCUAGAAUACUAUCAUCGUAAACAUUUCCAUGCCGGACAGCAACUAUUGAUUGCUUCAGUUCGCGAAAAGUAUUGGCCAACCCGUAUUCGCAGUCUAGCCCGUUCGGUAAUUCAUCGUUGCAUUUCCUGUUUUCGAAGUAAGCCGAAAAUUCAUGAACAACUAAUGGCUGAUUUACCUUCGGUUCGGGUUACACCUGGAGCAAUAUUCUAUUCAGUGGGACUUGAUUUUUGUGGACCGUUUCAAAUCAAAUACCCAGGACGUCGGAGUAACCCGAUAAAGACCUUCGUAUGCAUAUUUGUCUGCCUAGUAACCAAGGCAGUCCACAUGGAAGUUGUGGCUGAUCUUUCGACACAAGCGUUUUUGGCAGCAUUAAAACGAUUCGUUGCAAUUCGUGGGAAACCACAGACAAUUAUGUGCGACAAUGCUACCAACUUCGUUGGAGCAAAUAGAGAACUCGAACAACUACGACUACAAUUGUGCGACCAGCUGUGCCAGUAUGUUGUAUGCAAGUAUGCCGAAGAGGAAGGAAUAGACUUUAAGUUUAUCCCACCUCGCUCCCCGAAUUUUGGAGGAUUGUGGGAAGCGGCUGUAAAGUCUUUCAAGGGCCAUUUUCGCAAAACCAUUGGAACCCGAACGUUAACCUACGACGAGAUGCACACCGUCGUUCAGCAAAUUGCGGCUAUCUUAAACUCCAGGCCAUUAACACCGUUAAGUAACGAUCCGCAUGAUUUCUCAGCAUUAACUCCGGGACAUUUCCUGAUAGGCAGACCGCUCACGGCAAUACCGGAACCAGAUCUGCAGGAAAUCCCUGAGAACCGUCUCUCGCAUUGGCAACAGGUGCAAAAUUUCGUUCAACAAUUAUGGCGAAAAUGGAAAAUGCAAUAUCUGUCUGACCUGCACAACAGGACGAAAUGGACUCAACAACGCGACAAUAUCAAACUUGGAACGAUGGUCGUAGUUAAAGAGGACAAUUAG
Molecule: messenger RNA, 5259 nt
Organism: Sabethes cyaneus
Lineage: Eukaryota; Metazoa; Arthropoda; Insecta; Diptera; Culicidae
Exons: 1
Coding region: 1-5259 (1752 amino acids)
Biological process (GO): DNA integration
Molecular function (GO): zinc ion binding; nucleic acid binding
Source: RefSeq, a predicted model, not a curated record